AUGACGCCAUGGAUUGCGAUUCAAGAUGUGGCCUGUUGCCAAAUUCGCCGAACGACCCCAUUGUACUUCUGCAACAACCAGCCCUACACGUCGCCAUUUACUCGGCAACCCCCACUCGAUCCCUACCGCUCGCAAGCUCGGGAUUUGAAAUGUCCGGCCCGCCCAAGUUCUCGAGACUUUCCGACGAAGCCGGAGGAGGCCGAGUACAUUCUUCCUAUCCUCGACGUGUGUCCUCCCCUGCCUGCCUCGCGUGCGCUGGUUGUGAUUGGCUGCCUUGCCGGGGAACCGCAGCUCCGUAAGUUGCGUCGCACUGUCUGA
Molecule: messenger RNA, 318 nt
Organism: Dothidotthia symphoricarpi CBS 119687
Lineage: Eukaryota; Fungi; Ascomycota; Dothideomycetes; Pleosporales; Dothidotthiaceae
Exons: 2
Coding region: 1-318 (105 amino acids)
Source: RefSeq, a predicted model, not a curated record